UAGUGGAGAGGGAGAGGUGACACACAUGCUGUUCCUAGACUCCAGGCAUCAGGUUGCUCCUCACUAUCCAAGCCCCCCCAUUCAUUAGCCAUGUCACUGUCCACAAAGGAGAAGAGGCAGAUCCGCCUGGUGUUUCUGGGGGCCGCAGGGGUGGGCAAGACCUCCCUUAUCAAUCGCUUUCUGCAGGACACGUUUGACCCAAAGCACAGGCGCACGGUGGAAGAGUUGCACAGCACCGAGUACGAGGCAACCUGCGGCACCCAGGUGAGGAUUGAGAUCUUGGACACCAGCGGCAGCUACGAGUUCCCGGCCAUGAGAAAACUCAACAUGAAGAGCGGAGACGCCUUUGCUUUAGUCUACACCAUGGACGACCCCGACUCCUUUGAGAUGGUGAAGCACCUGAGGGAGGAGAUUUUGGAGGCUAAAGGGGAUAAAAGCCCCCCCAUUGUGGUGGUGGCAAACAAAAAGGACUUGGGGGGCGACAUAAAGGUGUCUUGGGAAGAGGCGCUGUCAACAGUGGAACUGGAAUGGAACCACCGAUUGCUAGAAACGUCCGCCAAGGACAAUCUCAACGUGACCGAAGUUUUCACCGAGGUUUUCAGAGAGGUCAACUUGCCCAGUCGGCUAAGCCCGGCACUGAGGAGGAGGAGGGAGACCAUCCCGAAUGGGGUCAAAUAUAAACCCCCCAUGAACAAGACCAACAGCUGCAGCAUCUGCUGAUCAAGGGCAAGCGAAGCCCUUACAAGACUAAAUAACGGGGUCUGUGCUUGAGUCAGGGGGCUCACCAUGAGGUGGGUAGGACAUCACAGACCCUAAAGGAAGAUCCCAUCAGGUGCACUGGUUGGGGGGGGUCACAUUCUAGGACUGAGAAUUUAAUGUAACUGACUCACAGGUUGAUCUAUUCUAGUGGCCCCUUCGGUACAGCCAAUGCACAUUAUAUACAAUUAUAUACAGAUCAAAAGACUGUGUUACUGUUGCACCCUGGGGGGGAGGGGGGAGAGAGGGCAUUUGGUAUGAACCUGUUGCAAGACAAUAUCUAAUACAAACAGAUCAGUGAUA
Messenger RNA from Xenopus laevis (African clawed frog), 1059 nucleotides. It is a transcript of the gene ras-dva2.L, whose product is annotated as small GTPase Ras-dva-2 L homeolog. The record is from RefSeq and is a predicted model, not a curated record. Gene Ontology annotation, cellular component: plasma membrane. Gene Ontology annotation, molecular function: GTPase activity; GTP binding. The coding region runs from base 91 to 720 and encodes 209 amino acids. Lineage: Eukaryota; Metazoa; Chordata; Amphibia; Anura; Pipidae. The transcript has a single exon.